AUGGCCAAGAUUUACAUGGCAGCCCCUGGACACACUUACAUUGUUCAGGAGAUCAUAUGUGCAUUGGCUAUCCUGGGAGUCCAAAGUGCUGGGGACCAGGAGGCAGGAAAGCCGAUGGCCAUGGGUUUCAGCCUAUUUAGAAGACUAGUUCAGAGUGUACACUGGGAAACAGCCCUUGAAAACAAGGGGGUCCAGGAGGGAUGGACGUACUUCAAGAAGCAAAUUUUGAAAGCACAGGAGCAGGCUGUCCCACUGUGCCGAAAGGCAAGCCGGUGGGGAAGACGAUUGGUCUGGCUGAAAAGGGAGAUUUUGGAAGAAAUUAGGGUAAAGAAGAGAGCCUACCGAUUAUGGAAAAAAGGGCUGACUACUCAGGAAGAAUUUAGGAAUAUAGUUAGGUCAAAUAGAAAGAAAAUCAGAGGGACGAAGGCACGACUUGAACUGAAUCUCGCCACCUCUGUGAAGGAUAACAAAAAGUCCUUUUACAGAUACAUCAAUAGCAAAAGGAGGGGCAAGGAAAACCUCCACUCUUUACUGGACAUGGGUGGGAAUACAGUUAGCAAAGAUGAGGAAAAGGCUGAGGUAUUUAACACCUUCUUUGUCUCAGUUUUCAACAGUAAGACAGGUUGUCCUGAGGACAGCUGGCUUCUAGAGCUUGUAGAAAGAGACAAGAAUCUGAACAGCCCCCCUGUAAUCCAGAAGGAAACAGUUAGUGACCGACUGAGCUGCUUGGAUCCCCACAAGUCUAUGGGACCAGGUGGGAUCCACCCAAGGGUGAUGAGGGAGCUGGCGGAAGAGCUCACCAAGCCUCUCUCCAUCAUCUACCAACAGUCCUGGCCCACUGGGGAGGUCCCAGAUGAUUGGAAGUUGUCAAAUGUCAUGCCAAUCCACAAAAAGGGCCAGAAGGAGGACCCAGGAAACUACAGGCCUGUCAGCCUGACCUCAGUGCCUGGCAAGGUUAUGGAGCAGAUCGUCCUCAGUGCAAUCACACAGCACCUACGGGAUGGACAACGGAACAGACCCAGCCAGCACGGGUUUAGGAAGGGCAGGUCCUGUCUGACCAACCUGAUCUCCUUUUAUGAUCAGGUGACCCGCCUGGUGGAUGAGGGGAAGACUGUGGAUGUCUACCUGGAUUUCAGUAAGGCCUUUGACACUGUCUCCCACAGCAUUCUCCUGAAAAAGCUGGCAGCCCACGGCUUGGACAGGGGCACUCUGUGCUGGGUUAGGAACUGGCUGGAGGGCCGGGCCCAGAGAGUGGUGGUGAACGGGGCUGCAUCCAGUUGGGCACCAACAACUAGUGGUGUCCCACAGGGAUCAGUGUUGGACCCAGUUCUGUUUAAUAUCUUUAUUGAUGAUUUAGAUGAGGAGAUUGAGUCCAUCAUCAGCAAAUUUGCAGAUGACACUAAGCUGGGGUGGAGUGUCGAUCAGCUGGGAGGCAGGAGGGCUCUGCAGAGGGACCUGGUUAGGUUGGAGAGUUGGGCUGAUCCCAGCGGGAUGAGGUUCAACAAGGCCAAGUGCUGGGUCCUGCACUUUGGCCACAACAACCCCCUGCAGCGCUACAGGCUGGGGACGUGGCUGGAGAGCAGCCAGGCAGAGAGGGACGUGGGAGUUUGGAUUGACAGGAAGCUGAACAUGAGCCAGCAGUGUGCCCAGGUGGCCAAGAAGGCCAGUGGCAUCCUGGCCUGGAUCAGGAACAGUGUGGCCAGCAGGUCCAAAGAAGUGAUUCUUCCCCUGUACUCAGCACUGGUGAGGCAGUACACAUAA
Messenger RNA from Lepidothrix coronata (blue-crowned manakin), 1761 nucleotides. RefSeq names its product RNA-directed DNA polymerase from mobile element jockey-like. The record is from RefSeq and is a predicted model, not a curated record. Lineage: Eukaryota; Metazoa; Chordata; Aves; Passeriformes; Pipridae.